Molecule: messenger RNA, 1381 nt
Organism: Syngnathoides biaculeatus (alligator pipefish)
Lineage: Eukaryota; Metazoa; Chordata; Actinopteri; Syngnathiformes; Syngnathidae
Source: the annotation of a RefSeq genome assembly
AUGUUAAAAAUUCUUAUUCCCACCCUAAUACUAAUCCCAACCACCUGAUUAUCCCCCCAUAAAUGAUUAUGACCCCUUUCAUUAAUUUAUAGCCUAACCAUUGCUCUUUUUAGCCUAUUGUGAACAAAAUGAUCCUCAGAAACAGGCUGGACUACCUUAAGCUUAAUUAUAGGUACUGACCCAUUAUCUACGCCCCUUUUAAUUUUAUCAUGCUGAUUGUUACCCUUAAUAAUUAUUGCAAGCCAAAACCACACAUCCCUUGACCCCCCUAACCGACAACGAACCUAUAUUACCCUUCUCAUCUUACUUCAGGCUUUCCUGAUCUUAGCCUUCGGUGCAACCGAACUAAUCAUGUUCUAUAUUAUAUUUGAAGCCACAUUAAUCCCAACCCUUCUUAUUAUUACCCGAUGAGGUAAUCAAACAGAACGUCUGAACGCAGGUACUUACUUUUUAUUUUAUACACUAGCAGGCUCACUACCAUUACUGGUGGCCCUUCUACUCCUACAAAACUCCACAGGAACCCUAUCACUACUUACUUUGCAAUAUUCCGACCCUAUAAAACUUAUCUCCCACACUGACAAAUUCUGAUGGGUAGCAUGCCUUCUAGCCUUCCUCGUAAAAACACCCCUUUAUGGCAUUCACCUUUGACUUCCCAAAGCUCAUGUAGAAGCACCUAUUGCAGGUUCUAUAGUCCUAGCCGCAGUUUUACUUAAACUAGGGGGUUACGGCAUAAUACGUCUUAUAGUUAGCCUAGAGCCAUUAACCAAAGAACUCAGCUAUCCCUUCCUCAUUCUAGCCCUUUGAGGCAUUAUCAUAACAGGCUCCAUUUGCUUACGUCAAACAGACCUAAAAUCCCUAAUCGCAUACUCCUCAGUCAGCCAUAUAGGUCUUGUCACUGCCGGUAUUCUUAUUCAAACACCCUGAGGAUUUACUGGAGCCCUUACCCUAAUAAUUGCCCACGGUCUAACAUCCUCAGCACUCUUCUGUUUAGCCAAUACUAAUUAUGAACGAACUCAUAGUCGAACCAUAAUUCUUGCUCGAGGGUUGCAAAUAAUUCUCCCACUAAUAGCAACCUGAUGAUUUAUCUCCAGCUUAGCUAAUCUCGCCCUACCCCCUUUACCCAACCUUAUAGGAGAGUUAAUGAUUAUCACCUCUGUAUUUAAUUGGUCCCCUUUAACUCUCUUACUAACAGGCCUAGGAACACUAAUUACAGCUGGUUACUCACUCUACCUCUUCUUAAUUACUCAACGAGGUCCAUUAACUAACCACCUGACCUCAAUUGACCCUUCACACUCCCGCGAACAUUUGUUAUUAACCCUUCAUCUGCUACCCCUCCUUAUAAUUAUUCUUAAACCCGAAAUAAUUUGGGGUUGAGCCUGUU